Glarea lozoyensis ATCC 20868 is the source of this 1989-nucleotide messenger RNA. RefSeq lists its product as uncharacterized. Lineage: Eukaryota; Fungi; Ascomycota; Leotiomycetes; Helotiales; Helotiaceae. The transcript is spliced from 3 exons. The record is from RefSeq and is a predicted model, not a curated record. Bases 1 to 1989 code for a protein of 662 amino acids.
AUGAACGGGCGCUCUCAGGGCAAACAUCUAACACGGCGGGAACUGUCUAGGCGGCGGGAACAAUCAGUUAACCAAGCACAACCUGCACAACGACAGCAGCAGCCGGUUCGUCGGGCAACCGAAAAUAUUCAUUGGGGGCUGAAGGUCCCAGGUCGACCACCAACUCCGAGUGAUGGAGCGGCGCAAUCGUACCGCAGGGUCGGCAACGUUUCCAGGCAGCAAAUGGUGCGCUACGACAAUGGGACUUGUAUUCAAUUUGGCCUUGACGACCGAAUUCUGGAUUUCCAUCCAGAAUCACACACCCCAUUCCGCGAGCAACAUCUGCUAAUCGACAAUACUAUCAGAGAAAUCAAGGCCGUCCGUCAAAGUCACCCCGGUGACCAAAGCGACCCGUUCGAGCACUUCCGCAGCCACGAAGCACCGGAGAAGGAUGUCACCUACGUGGAAAUGAAUGCCCAAUCUGGUGGUCUUUACGUACAAGUACCUUCAUACUACGCAAGUGUUCAUGACACAAUUUCACUAUACAAGACAGCUGUCAGCUUGGACGGAGAACGAAGUUCCACACCGCCAGCUAACGAAGACAGUCGAUAUGGAGUUGUUUGUCCACCAAGUGAGCCAGUUUACAAGUACAACAAUACCCCAGAGCCAGCUACCACCGCCUCAUCGGCCGAGGCCAAGGGGGGCAACUCUAGGAGUAGAAGAAAAGAAAGGCGGUCUGCUCAAGCCAUUCUGCGAAGAAAGAUGCUGCGGGAGCAGCAGCAGCGGGCAGCGGGAAUUAUACCACCUGGAAACGCCGAUUUGAAAAGCUCCACGGCGACAGCGAAUGUUACAGGGUCAGAUGUGGCACCAGCCACCACAACACAAAUGUACUCCGAAGAAGCACUGAAGGACAUCAACAUGCAGCUCGCCGAACAAGAAGAGAUGCGCCGCCGAAAGGUUGAGGAGCAAACCGUAACAGUUACAAAUGAGCAAUUUGACAAGGCAAUGGAAAUGCACGCCAAAAAGCACACCGCCCAAUCCGCUCUCAACGAGUUGCAGCAUCCGGCUUUUGAGCAAAAUUUCCGAAUGGAGGAGAGCCGAAGACAAAGCCAGGUCGAACUUUCACAGGAUCGCAACCAAAACAUUGCUCGUAACCCAAACAUUGCUCGUAACCAAAACAUUACUCGUAACCAAAACAUUGCUCGCAUCCAGAGCGGUUCUCGCUAUCAAAACAGUGCUCGCGUUCCUGGUGAUGCCCGCCUUUCUGGUGGUGCCCGACAUCCUGGUGAUGCCCGCCUUUACGGCGAGGCUCGCUACCACAACGAAGCUCAAGAUCACCUUACCGAUUACUACUUGCGACAAGCGUCUCGAGCUUCUGAAGAAGUUUACCGUGGCUCGACUGCGGUUGGGUCGUUCUUUCCACUUAUGCCGCACAUGAACGCCAACCCAGGCAAUGUUUACGAAUUUGCAAACUUGAACAAUGAAUACGCAAGACAGCAGAAUCAAACUCAGCCAUUUCAGCCAGAGAACCUGACGGAGAGACUCAGAGCUCUGGAAGAGCCUGACUAUUCCCGUGAAGUUUCGCCGUUCGAGCAAGUAUCUCGCCGUCCAAGCAGUAUUCAAGCUGGUGACAUCAACAACCCCGAUCUUGCUUUCAGUUUGUCAGCCCUCCGUCUUGGAUCUGCUCCGAUUCCUCGCGCACCGCAAUUCAUCAACAGCCCGUUUUCAAACAACAGUCCGUUUGCACCGCAAUCUAACAAUGGUGCAUUCCGUCCGCCACCAAUUGGUCGCAUGACAUCUGCUUCUUCCGCUGUGACUUCUGGUUCGGACAGCCCUCUAGUACCACAUCCAGCUAUUUGGAGCCCUUUGCCAAAUGGAAGCAGACCAGGUGGUGACGUACGUGGGCGAGCAGCUGGUCAACGUCUCUUCGAAAGAGGUGGUUCAUUGGCGCCACCCACUCCUGAUCACUUCCCGGUCGAUAGGCGUUCCGCUUCCGAGGACCGGCAUUAA